AUGGGCGUUACAGAAGAGUGCAGUAUUCGCUACGCCUCUGCAAGUGGCCACACCCUUGAAACUUUAUGCGGCCCGGAAUACCGAUACACCGGCGUUAAUUCAACUGGCAUUGACUGCGUUCUCCCUGACGGCGGCUACAUACCAUUCUGGAUCCUCAAUGCCAUGACCUUCUUUGCGUGGAUUAUCGACAGCAGUUCAUCCUGGCCAUAUAUGCUCUCUCAAUUCCAUCUUUCAGCUCCGCACCUCGACACUAAGGUGCCGUCGCUUGCAGAAGGCCUGCUCUUGGUCGGAACAUGCGGCGCACUGGAUCUUAUUAAAGACAUGCCGUUCGAUCCGCGCACGGUACCGUUAUAA
This is a messenger RNA of Ascochyta rabiei, 354 nucleotides long. RefSeq lists its product as uncharacterized. NCBI's taxonomy places the organism in Eukaryota, Fungi, Ascomycota, Dothideomycetes, Pleosporales, Didymellaceae. The transcript has a single exon. The coding region runs from base 1 to 354 and encodes 117 amino acids. The record is from RefSeq and is a predicted model, not a curated record.